GCUUAAGGUAAAGUUGAGAUACACAACGUUAACCACGACAUUAGUCUUGUGACAUACACAGUACAUGAGGUAGCAGUACUUACUAGGUACCAGGAAGAAGAACUUAUCCGACAAAUUGGAUCAUUUAUCUAGUACUUGGUAGUAGCACCCCCCUGUUAUCAACUUGGCAUUUGGCGUUUGGCGUUUUGCAUUCUCAUCAUUUUCUCUACCAACCUACCUAUCUCCCCACCUCAUCAUGCCUUCAGGCUUUCAUUACGGCCCACUGGAAUGAUGCACACUCGUGUAGUCCAUACUAAGGGUCAUAUCCCAUCUUCAUCUACUGAAGCAUGGAGGAUAUCGCGAUGGAAAUUGGUAGCAAUCAUAGUCAUUGGGCUCUUCUCACUACUAUCUCUACUUUACCAGUGGAAAGGAGCAAGCCUGAUAAUUAAUCGACUCACAAGUCCUGAGGCGGCGGUGACCUAUUCCGAAGACUGGAAAUGGAAUGAUAUUGAGCCCAGCAGGACGCUUCGUUGGCAUCGUUGCUACGAUGACACUUACGACUGCGCAAGAUUGGAUGUCCCGAUGGACUGGCUCGACCCGUCUGAUGACCCGUCGGGAAGAGUCGUGCUAGCAAUCACACGACUUAGAGCCACCGAGUCGGGGAGCUAUCGAGGAAGCAUAAUCUUCAAUCCAGGGGGUCCUGGUGGGUCGGGCGUUUACGCUCUCAGAGAUCGCGGCGCACUUCUGCAGACUAUUGCUGGCAAAGACCAUGAUAUUAUAUCCUUUGAUCCCCGGGGCAUCGGCGCAUCGAUCCCGCGAGUCGACUGUUGGGGUUCCGAGGAAAAGAGCCGUCUCUGGGCAUUGCAGGACGUUGGUGUAGUAAAUGCCCACCCCGGAGUGAUUUUCGACGCCUUCGCACGAGCAACCGCUUUCUCACAGGCUUGUGAAAGGAAUACGAAUAACUCACCAUUGCUUUCGCAUAUUAGCACCGUUUCACACGCCCGCGACUUGUUUGAGAUCAUGCAUCAAGCUGGGCAAGAUAAGCUCAAAUAUUGGGGGUUCAGCUAUGGGACAAUUCUAGGCGGUGUCUUCGCAGCUAUGUAUCCUGAUAAAGUCGAAAGGCUUGUCAGUGAUGGAAACGUGGACUACCAAGAAUGGCAUUGGAAUUCUUACAUAAAUUUUCUACACGAUACUGACAAGGUCAUGGAGGCCUUUUAUGACUUUUGUCACAAAGCCGGCCCCUCUAGCUGUGAUUUCUAUGCAUCAUCCCCAGCGGCCAUAGAAGAACGGCUCGCUAACUUACUUUUGCGAAUCCGAGAACAUCCCAUCAUAGUACCGGCAUCCGGAACGGGACCGGACAUGCCCCAGUUGAUUACAUGGUCUAAUCUCAAGCGGUUGAUCUCUGCCGCACUAUACCGACCGAUUUUUAUGUUCAAGGAUUUCGCUAAGGUUCUUAAGUCCUUAGAGGACGGAGACGGUGAGCCUUUUUACCGAAUGGUAGGGUCCAAAGACUCCGUACCUGUCUGUUCAGUCGAAACUAUCCCACCUAAUGUGCCAAGGCUGGAAGAGGGAAAUGCGGAUGCUUUCCCUGCGAUUCUUUGUGCCGAUUCACCUCCCAUGGAAGAUACGGUAGAAGAAUUCGCCGAGUUCGUUGAAGAACUCACACAUAUCAGCUCUGCAGCCGGCGAUGUCAAUGCUCUCUUCAGGAUGGCCUGCGUAGGCAGGACCGUCAGACCUAAAUGGAGAUAUGCCGGCCCGUUCGAAGGCAACACAAGCCAUCCAAUUCUCUACGUGGCUAAUAUGGCCGAUAACGUAUCGCCGCUCGUCAGCGCCAGAAACAACUCCCGAGGGUUUCCAGGGUCGGUGGUCUUAGUGCAGAAUUCCUACGGGCACACUAGCCUUUCAGCAGCUUCAGUUUGCACAGCCGGAUACAUUCGCGCCUACUUCCAGAACGGCACGCUCCCAAAGCCAGGAACAACAUGUGAGCCAGAUUACACGCCUUUUGAUGACGUAUAUCCAAAAGUUGGAGACGAAUUGGCAAUGGCAUCUUACGAAUUGAUGAACUCAAAUUGGGGGUUUGAACCAGGGCUAGGAUUGCGGUUCUCGUGAAGCAUGGUGUUGUGGUAUUGGUUCUAUCCUAAGUCGUGUUCAUCACUAAUGUCUUUAAUCGCAUUGACAUAUCCCCAGGUAUUAUGCAUUGGUUGGGAAAUUAAUAAACGAUUUAC
Molecule: messenger RNA, 2204 nt
Organism: Annulohypoxylon maeteangense
Lineage: Eukaryota; Fungi; Ascomycota; Sordariomycetes; Xylariales; Hypoxylaceae
Product: alpha/beta-hydrolase
Exons: 5
Coding region: 268-2088 (606 amino acids)
Source: RefSeq, a predicted model, not a curated record